Molecule: messenger RNA, 1179 nt
Organism: Aphanomyces invadans
Lineage: Eukaryota; Oomycota; Saprolegniomycetes; Saprolegniales; Verrucalvaceae
Exons: 2
Coding region: 1-1179 (392 amino acids)
Biological process (GO): proteolysis
Molecular function (GO): serine-type endopeptidase activity
Source: RefSeq, a predicted model, not a curated record
AUGAAAGUCACUGUCGCGUUGUCGUUUAUGGCCGCCGUCGUGCAGGCCAAGGUGUCGGUGCACGUCCGUCGCGAGUUAGAAGUGAAGGAAUCGGUCGGCGCGAUCGUGUUUCUCAACACAAACGUGAAUGUUGAAAAGCUCGCGUUCACGGAAGGCACGAGCCACAAGGAAACAGUGUUCAACGCGCUGAGUGCCGAGGCAUCGACGUUCGAGUCGACGAUCCAGUCGCUUUUGCCCGCGUCGGCGGCCAGGAUCGAAUACAACUCGUGGAUCGCGUCCGCUACGUUCAUGGACGGGCUGACCAAGCAAGAUAUCGAGGUACUGGCGAAGAGCCCCAAGGUGCGCAAGAUUACAGGCCGCUUCACAACCCAUCUCGACACCCCCAUCGUCGACGAAAAGGCGAUCACGGCGACGGAAGGCGUCAACCAGUGGGGCGUUGAGACCGUCGGCGCGCCUUCGAUCUGGAAGUACUUCACUGGGAAGGGCGUCGUUGUCGGCUCCAUCGACACCGGUGCCGAGUACCGCCACGAAGCUAUUAAGAACAACUGGCGUUCGAACAAGGGAUGGUUCAACCCGUACAACGGCACCGCCUAUGAAUUGCCCAUCGAUUCGGCCCAGCACGGCACCCACACGAUCGGUACGAUUGUGGGCAAGAACGGCAUUGGGGUCGCUCCCGACGCCCAGUGGAUCUCAUGCAUGGGCUUGUACGUGAACACUGGGACCGACGUUGCCCUUGCCAAGUGCGCUGAAUUCAUGGUGUGCCCUACUCGCCUGGACGGUACCCGUCCCGAAUGCAAGCUCGGCGCCGACGUCAUCAACAACUCGUGGGGAAGCCAAGGCGACUACGACGACUUUUACGAGGCCUCCGUCACGGCUUGGCGCGCGGCCGGCAUCACUCCCAUUUUCUCCAACGGCAACGCCGGCCCCAAGUGCCAGACAACGGGCCUCCCCGGCGGGUACACCCGUGUCAUCUCGGUCGGUGCCAUUGGUUCGUACACGGACGAGCCGAACAAGUUGGCGUUUUUCAGCUCCAAGGGUCCGUCGGUCGCCAAGCACGUGAAUGGCACAGCUGUGACUCUGAUCAAGCCCGACAUUUCCGCUCCUGGUUUCUUUACGCUUUCUGCCGACGCCAAGAACUUGACAGGGUACAUGAAGAUGGCCGCGCCCAGUCGGAUUUGA